AUGGUUGUCAAAAGAACUACAACAGCAGGUAAAAUGACGAUACUAGUGACGGGCGCAUCGUGUGUUUUGAUCUACAACUAUUACACUAGCAGUGUUGUUAGCUGGCUGCUCAGUGGUCCGCCGCCGUCUAUCAACUCCUUAAGGGAACUUCUCGAGAGUCCACUCGAACUGAUUUUCGAAGAUAUUGGAUAUACGCGUUCUUGGUUGCAGAUGCCAGAUUACUACUAUAACAAGAGGAACGCGAAAGUAGAAAAUGAAUUGAGACAAAAGAAAGUUUUCAAUAAAAAGAAAGGAGCGCCUUUGUUAGUGCCAAUAGGCAGGGGGAUCGAAAUGGUUAAAGCAGGAGGGUAUGCAUAUCAUACAGAAGUUGACAGCGCCAAUAAUGUAAUAUCGCGUACAUUCACCCAGAACGAGCUAUGUGAACUGGGAUCAUUGCAGUCGAUGGAAGAGACUCACUUGUACGCUUGUUUACAAAAGGACAGUCCGUACAAGGAGUUUUUCGCUUGGAGCCUGCUUCGUCUCCUCGAACGCGGUAUAAUCUCGUGCAUUCAAAAGCGCACGAAAGCAACAGAUGUCUCUUGCGAAGGUAGCUCCCCAAGGCCCCUCGCGCUCGGUGGCGCUGCUCCCGCCUUCAUUUUGUUGUUUGCUGGAUUCGUUUUGAGUCUCGCCGUGAUGGUAAUAGAGCGG
Iphiclides podalirius (scarce swallowtail) is the source of this 687-nucleotide messenger RNA. The record is from the annotation of a GenBank genome assembly. Lineage: Eukaryota; Metazoa; Arthropoda; Insecta; Lepidoptera; Papilionidae.